Molecule: messenger RNA, 1820 nt
Organism: Anopheles coustani
Lineage: Eukaryota; Metazoa; Arthropoda; Insecta; Diptera; Culicidae
Gene: Cdk4
Product: cyclin-dependent kinase 6
Exons: 5
Coding region: 292-1197 (301 amino acids)
Biological process (GO): signal transduction; G1/S transition of mitotic cell cycle; protein phosphorylation
Cellular component (GO): cytoplasm; cyclin-dependent protein kinase holoenzyme complex; nucleus
Molecular function (GO): cyclin-dependent protein serine/threonine kinase activity; cyclin binding; ATP binding
Source: RefSeq, a predicted model, not a curated record
GUUUUUAAUUUGCCAAUUGCUUGGCGCAAUCCAACGGUCAUUUCACCGAGAUCGAAAUCCGAUCGGCAAAUUUACUACCCGGCUGUUAGUUGUACCGUGUGAAAAGGAUACGUCGUAGAACAAAGGACACCGCAUCUUGUGCAGCUGACAGCGUAGCACCACGACUCGGAAGAAGAAACUGGCGGGAAGAAGCAGGCGCGCCAUCUUAAGGAUAACGGUCAUUCCCGAGGCAGUAAAGAUUGCCACUGAGAAGCAGCGCGAACGACGCCGGCUGCCGCCGAGGACUUUCGAAUGACACAGGCUACCAGCAACUACGAGGAGCUUGGAGUGAUUGGGACCGGCGCCUAUGGUACCGUCUACCGGGCUCGCGACCUAAAAAACCACGGCAAUAUCGUCGCUUUGAAGAAGGUCCGUGUCGCACUAACCGAGGAUGGAGUGCCGAUGUCAACAUUGCGGGAAAUUUUCAUGCUCAAGCAGCUGGAUACCUUUGGGCACCCGAACGUGGUCAAACUGCUAGAUGUCUGUCAAGGACAGCGGCUGGAGCGGGAAGGACAGUUGGUGCUGUUUUUGGUUUUCGAACAUUUGGACCAGGACCUGGAUGAGUAUAUCAAACGGAAUGGAAUGCCGCCAUCUACCAUUCAGCGUCUUUCCUGUGAAAUGCUUACCGGAAUCGACUUCUUACACUCGCACCGGAUCGUGCAUCGAGACUUGAAACCCCAGAAUCUCCUCAUCUCGACAGACGGGCACCUGAAGCUGGCCGACUUCGGACUGGCAAAGACCUACGAUUUCGAGAUGAAACUAACGACCGUCGUGGUGACGCUGUGGUACCGCGCCCCGGAGGUGCUGCUCGGCGAAGCUUACAACAGUUCCGUCGAUAUCUGGAGUGCCGGCUGCAUCAUCGCUGAAAUGUUCCAACGUCGGGUCCUAUUUCCCGGCACGGCCGAGGGCAAUCAGUUGGAGAAAAUAUUUGAAUUAACGGGACGCCCCACGGAAGCCCAGUGGCCGCGGGGUAUUUCGAUUGUACGUGAAAAUUUCCGUUCGACGAAACCACGGGAGCCGCGCGACUUCUGCCCGAAGUUGUGUGAUGAAGCGAACGAUCUCCUCAAACUGAUGCUCGCCUUCAACCGACAUGAUCGCCCGUCCGCAAGGCAGUGUCUUAAUCACGCCUACUUCACGCAGGAACCGAUGCCAACGUAAGCAACGCUUUUUCUACCAUAUUAUCUCACUUAACACUGACACACACAAACCGGGUCUAAAAUGUUGAAACGAAAAAAAAGAUGUUAAGGGAAGGACACAGUUACUCGGGAAACAAUAGGAACUACUUCACUGAACUUAACAGUAGUGCGAGAUUUCCGGGAGAGGCAUAGAUCACAGGUAAAGAACUCAACCAAUGGUAUCUAAGACUAGGUGUCGCCGACUGCCAACUAAAUUUUACCGGUUCUUAUGAUGCAUUUUGGUAUUCCGAUAAACUGCCACAGCCAACUGUUUUCUCGAUAUUGUUAGUUCGUUAGGCUAAAGAGAUUUCGCAGGUCAACUGUUCCGAUUGACACAAGCACAUGCGCCCCUAGUGGCAUUUGUAAUUACAAAGCUCGGUUCCUGUGUACAUGUGUGGAUUUCAAUAGUAUACUAUGGAUUAAUUGAUAUAAAAGUGAACUGUAAUAUGAAGAAUUGGGUAUUGAAUAUUGAAGAACAAUAAUCUCCGCCUGUAUUACUUUUCGAUGACUCCGAAUCGCCCAAGGAUGCGUCCUAGAUACAAGUUAGAUACAAGUAAACUGUAAUGUAUAUUGAAGAUCUACAAUGUCCCAGGGGAUAUUGCAUUA